UGUGUGUGUGUGUGUGUGUGUGUGUGUGUGUGUGACAUCAUGUACAGCACACAGUGGCGUCAUGUCUGACCUGUGUCUUGGCCCACAGAGGGUGUGAGGAGACUGUUCUCAGGAGCCACCAUGGCCGCCAGCAGAGGAGCGAUGGUCACUGUGGGUCAGUUGGCGUGUUAUGACCAGGCCAAGCAGCUCGUGCUGGGAACAGGCAUGAUGGGAGAUAACAUACUCACGCACUUUGUUUCCAGCUCCAUCGCUGGAGGCUGUGCUACAUUCUUGUGUCAACCUCUGGAUGUCCUAAAGACGAGGCUGAUGAGCUCAAAGGGAGAGUACACUGGGGUGACGCAUUGCUUAAGAGAAACUGCCAAGCUUGGUCCUCUGGCAUUUUACAAGGGUCUCGUCCCCGCAGGGAUCCGCUUGAUUCCUCACACGGUGCUCACCUUCAUCUUCCUCGAGCAGCUCAAGAAAAACUUCGGCAUUCGCAUCAUCUCCUGAGCACGCUCUGUGACAAGCCGCUCUUCAACCCCCCCCCCCACCGACAACACCCUGUCAGCGCUCUGCUUUUGGCAUUAACAAGAAAAGAAAGGAGUCGUGCACAGUUUAUUUUGGACUCGUGCAUGUUUUUCGUCUCCUUUUUGCUCUACCGCUAUCUCACAGCUAGCAAUGGCUUUGAUUAUUAUGAGCACCAACUUCUAGAAAGAACUAAUGCUAAUGAUGUCCCUCUGUCAGCUUGGAUUAUCAAUAUGUUAAGAAAGGGCGAGCUAAAUAUGAAGGUGCUUCAAAUGGGGUUAUUAGAGUGACCUGCCGGAUUUAGAGAGAAGAUUUAAAUUAGCUCUGGCAGGUGUUUAACGUAGUUGUCCCCAUGUAGGUGGGGUUAGUUGGACAUAUUGAGAUAAAGUAUUUAUUUUAACUAAUUCCAAAUCAGAUGUAGUGAUUUAUGUUUUAUUUCUCGAUACUUACGCCCAGUUCAUCAGCGGUGAACAGCGCCUUCAGGGCUCAACAGUUGUGGCUUAAAAAGUUAGUGUCACGAAUGUGUUUCCUAUUAGUCCUCUGCAACACCUCACUGGUGUCGUAUAAGACCGGGACAGAGUCUGUGAUACAGCAGAAGUAGAAAAUGCAAACAAACACAGUUUAGCCUUAUCAUCAGUGCCAUCUUUUACAAUCUAUUCUAUUUCCCAAACAGCCAUUACUAAAACAUGAUUGAUUUACAUAGUAAUCAUUCCCAACAGUUGUGACCCUGUGUGAUGCACCCUGAAUUAAAUGGUUCAUUUGUUUGCUUUUUCUUCACAAAAUGAAUAUUUUAUAACUGGAAAUCAAUUACUAGCAGGUUCAAAAUGUUACCUUUGACCCAAUACUUCAUUCCGAUUCUUCUUUAAUCGUUUCACGCUUAAAUCUUUUGGAGAAGAGGACCAAGUUUCUGUUGUAUUGUUUUUAAGUGAGGAGGGAGUUUGUGGGGAAACUGUGAAGCAGAAAGAGCAGACUGGUGAAGGUAGAUUUGGUAGUGUCUCCUUUAGUGUUCCAGUGAAAUUCUAUAUGACCACUUUAACUCCUAAAGGUUCUGACUGUAUGACUGGAGAUGUCUGUAGAGGACAUUUUAUAAGGCACUUUAUCAAAAACCCUGGACUCACGCUGACUAGACCCGCUGCAUACUGUAACACGCUCUAAAAGUAAUAAAGAGAUCAGAUGUUUUGAGUUUAAUUUUAAUGGUUCCAAUAGAGGCCAAUCUGUAAUGUUUUUGACAUGUUGCGUGCCAGUUAUUGUCUCAGUGAUGUACUGCCUUCUCUGUGCUGUGCCUGCUCUUUUGACGGAGACUUUGUCAAGUCAUGGUGCCUUACAGUGUGUGUCCUCCAGGGGGCGGUAUGUGCCCACAUCAACAAUUGGGCAUCAUGUGAAGCCCCACACCUUCAUCCAAGGGUUUUUAAACCACAAGCUCAGAGCGACCUAAAUAAUGUGAACCUGCAUGUUCUUAUGCUCACGCAUCUUAACACGGUGAGGUACUGUAGAUCAGCCAUAGUGACUAAUGUUAACCCCAGCUUUAAUCAUAAUGCACAGACAUUUAACUGGAGGGACCCACAGUUCUGGGUGUUGUGAAUUUAUAUUUUGUAGAUUACCAAUUGUUGAUUUUGGAAUUAAAAUACUGAUCAAUAAUGUGUUUUUGUGUUGUUUCAUCAUCUACUUUGGUAAAACAAUAAGCCAGGCUGUAUACUUUUAUUUUGGUUGCAAAUCACUCCACGUUUAUAAUUUGAUAAAACAGCUGCAGGCCUUGUGAUCAGUGUUCAAUCCAUGUAAUAAAAGCAAAAAAAGUUA
Molecule: messenger RNA, 2301 nt
Organism: Anarrhichthys ocellatus (wolf-eel)
Lineage: Eukaryota; Metazoa; Chordata; Actinopteri; Perciformes; Anarhichadidae
Product: mitochondrial dicarboxylate carrier-like
Exons: 5
Coding region: 121-489 (122 amino acids)
Source: RefSeq, a predicted model, not a curated record